AUGUUUUGCCUUGUAACUGGAUAUAUUAUUCCAGUCAAUGUUGCCAUACUUAUUUAUGGUAUCAUUCUUUAUCAUGUUCGUCAAUCAUCUCGACGAGUCGUCAAUGUGGCAUCAACCAUUACAAAUCGUCAUAUAUGUAAUGUAAGACGUGAAAUGAAACUCGUACGAAAUAUUUUAAUUCAAUUGACUAUUCUCUUUUGUGGUGGAGCACUGUGUUCGGUCGUAGUACUUUGGCAAGUGAUAGGACCAGAAGGAAUAUCACCACCCGAACCACUUUACUUAUUGAGAAUCAAUUCAUUAACAGUUUUUAUAACAGUGAUGCUCAUUGUAUUGUUCGGCAUGAAUGCACAGAUGAAUGAUGAAAAAUCUGAUGAUCAAAAGAUUGGAAAAGAUCAAAAAAGUCGAGAUUUAGCAUUAGCUCAAUUAAAGCAAGAAAUUAUGCUUGAAUCACCUGUAUCACAAUGUUUACCUCAAUUACUUGAUAAUCCCGAUGCACAAGGAUGGGGUGUGGAGUGUGGUUGA
Molecule: messenger RNA, 522 nt
Organism: Rotaria sp. Silwood1
Lineage: Eukaryota; Metazoa; Rotifera; Eurotatoria; Philodinida; Philodinidae
Source: the annotation of a GenBank genome assembly